Sebastes umbrosus (honeycomb rockfish) is the source of this 990-nucleotide messenger RNA. Its product is annotated as L-xylulose reductase-like. Gene Ontology annotation, molecular function: carbonyl reductase (NADPH) activity; L-xylulose reductase (NADPH) activity. The coding region runs from base 143 to 877 and encodes 244 amino acids. The transcript has 9 exons. Lineage: Eukaryota; Metazoa; Chordata; Actinopteri; Perciformes; Sebastidae. Gene Ontology annotation, biological process: glucose metabolic process; xylulose metabolic process. The record is from RefSeq and is a predicted model, not a curated record.
AUCUUUGAGCCCAGUGGAGGAACAUAGACACAGAGAGAGAGAGAGAGAGACAGAGAGAGAGACACUGCUUCCUGCAGCCUGCAGACCGGAUCGACUGCUCUGUCUGCUGCACAUCUGCUGAUCUCGGAGGACUUGACCCACCAUGGAGAUUUCAUUUACAGGCAAACGAGCUGUGGUCACCGGAGCAGGAAAAGGGAUCGGCAGGGCCACGGCUCUGGCUCUGGCACGCUGUGGGGCAAAGGUCACAGCGGUCACACGCACGCAGGCUGACCUCGACAGUCUGCUGCAGGAGUGUUCCUCCAUCACUCCGGUGUGUGUAGACUUGGCAGACUGGGGGGCCACGGAGGCGGCCCUGCAGGACGUCGGCCCCGUUGAUCUGCUGGUGAAUAACGCCGCCUAUGCCAACCUGCAGCCCUUUCUGGAGGUCACGCCCGACCAGUUUGACCAGUCGUUCAAUGUGAAUGUGAAAGCUGUGCUGCAUGUCUCUCAGAUAGUGGCCCGUGAUAUGAAGGCCAGAGGAUCAGGAGGCUCCAUCGUGAACGUGUCCAGCCAGGCCUCAAAGUGUGCCCUCAAAGACCACACUAUCUACUGUGCCACUAAAGGAGCCCUGGACAUGCUGACUAAAGUGAUGGCUCUAGAGCUGGGACCCCACCAGAUCCGAGUGAAUAGUGUGAACCCCACGGUGGUGAUGACUGAGAUGGGUCGCCUGGGCUGGAGCGACCCCGAAAAAGCCAAGACCAUGACGUCCCGCAUCCCCCUAGGCCGCUUCGCAGAGGUGGAGGACGUGGUGAACAGCAUUUUAUUCCUGCUGAGUGAUAAGAGCAACAUGACUAACGGAGUCUCUCUGCUGGUGGACGGAGGCUUCCUGGCCUGCUGAUCAACACGAUGCCUCGUCUCAGCACACCGCCCAUCUGCUUCCUGUCUCAUCACCUCACUGCAUUAUACAAACAGAGGUCAAUUUGAUUCAGUCAUUAAACAACCAACCUCUAA